This is a messenger RNA of Anoplophora glabripennis (Asian longhorned beetle), 1692 nucleotides long. Its product is annotated as GRB10-interacting GYF protein 2-like. The transcript is spliced from 7 exons. The record is from RefSeq and is a predicted model, not a curated record. Gene Ontology annotation, molecular function: protein binding. The annotation marks the transcript as partial. Lineage: Eukaryota; Metazoa; Arthropoda; Insecta; Coleoptera; Cerambycidae.
GGAUUGUCAAAGGAAGCGAACGAAAAUACUCAAUCCAAGGAAAAUAAUGUAAUAGUAGAGAGAAAAAAAUCUGUUCCAAAUAUUCCAGAAAAAAUAGAUAAAGAAGUUAUUGUUCAGGAACGAGCCAAAUCCGAGGGUCCUCCAAAGCCUAGUGAUAAGCAACCAGUGAUAACAAAUGGGCCUGUACAAGAUAUACAAAGAAAUGAUGAAUCUGAUUUUGAAAGGCUGCAAGAAGAUUUUGUUCUUAAACUUGUAGUUGAUGAAGAACCACCUAAACAAGCGCCGAGUAAUUUUGAGAUGGCUGGCUUGCAGCCCCCACCUAAUUUAGUAGCUCCAGUACAUGACAAAUGGUUCUAUCAAGAUCCCCAGGGCCAGAUGCAAGGUCCAUUUUCCAAUAUAGAAAUGGCGGAAUGGUACAAAGCUGGUUAUUUCAGCAAUCAAUUAAAAGUAAGGCGACAGUGCGACGAAAGGUUUUUCCUUUUAGGUGAAUUAAUUACGAUAUGCGGAGGGGCCAACCCCUUCCAAACUGGUAUACGAUUUCCAACAUUAAAAAAUGAUGUUUCUAAAAUGCCCGAUCCCGAUAUUCUUCAAUUCCAAUACUUGUCUCAGAUGGCAGCAUAUAAACAGGCACAAGCAAGAAUAUUAGCAGAACCUUGGAGUGCCAUUACCCUACAACAACAGGAACUCGCUGCACAAAGACUGAUUAUGCAACAGCAGCAAGUUUCUCAAGAUCUCCAAUUCAUCCAACAGCCACCACCGACUAAUCCUUUAAUGCACAUGAUUAACCAGAUGCAACAAGCAAAUAAACUUCCGGCACAAGGAUUGGUUGAAAAACAACCACAAAACAUAUCUCCUAUCGAUCCACAUUUACAGUUACAUAUGGGAAAUAUCCUUUCCCUGCAGAACCGGAUACCACCUAGUGCUGGUAUAUCUAAUCACAUGCAAACGGGUUUGCCUUCCAAUCUAUCCGGAUCUUUACCUCCUGAGAGUUUAUCUACAAGUAUGCCUAGUUUACAAUCUAAUGCCCUUAAUGCUGGAGGUAUGUCCUUGCCAGGCAUGCAAACUAACAUCCCGGUUAGUUUGGGAGGUAAUAUUAAUAUACCCCGACCUACAUCUCACGGAUCUGUGGAUCAAAUUAAUACUAGUCAGGAUAACGAUCCAAUAAGCAAUCUUCUUAAACAGUUGCAACAAAAUCAGCAAUCCCAACAGGUGGAUUCCCUUUGGCAGCAAAAUCAGUACAGUGUUCCAAACUCGGCACCUCCGCAGCAGUGGCAGUCCCAUCAGGAAGUUCCUCUCUCUAUGUGGGACAUGCAGCAGGGCAACACAGUUUCCCCUCCUACUAUACAAUCAGAAAAUAAGCAGCAGUUACAAUCUUCGAAACAAAAGAAUGAGAAAGAAAAAGAACAACAAAAAAUAAAAGAUGAGUCCUCGGGAAAGGAACUAAAGAAAAAGAAGGAACAGGAUGAGAAACAGGCGAAAAAGGAAGCGGAGGAUCGGAGACGGCACGAACAAAAGAGACAGCCACCACUUCUUCCCAUCUUUCCGUCAGAAUGUUCUGCUUCGAAAGAACAACUCGUCUUUUGUUACUACUCACCAAUCGAUCCAAUUUUGAGUAUCUUCGUAAGAUUGGAAGCGUUGUUUAGCCAGGACGUUGUUCCAUGCAUCGAAACAGAUAGUAAUCCGAUGGAGUGA